AUGUUUGAUAGUCAUGAACACUCUGAGUUCAACUAUAUCGAGUUGUAUCUAUUACUCUGUCAGACUCAAAAAUACCAAAUGUUUGGUAAAGCUCAGAUAAUAGAUCAGUCACAGUCAUUGGAACAAGAUGAAUUUGAUGUAGUUAACGAGGAGGAAGAAGAACCUGAGGCUAUGGUUGAUCAAAUGGUGAAUUUACAACUAUCAGAAAUUUACAAGGUCGUGAACUUAUUUGGUAUCUACAAUAACAACUUUCUAGUGGUAGCUAGUGACGACUAUUGGCCAACCUAUCGUGGAGACACAAUUUACCACAACAAAAACAUGAGAAGAAACAAAAAGGGCCCCUCCCCCCCCCCCCCCCCCCUCCAAAGCACGCAAAUUAGAACCGAAAUGGAUACAACUGAGAAAAUUGAAAGAUUAUGUGGAAUAUGUCGUCUUCCGGGGCAUACGAGGAAACGUUGUCCAAAUGUUGGAGCAAGUUCUAGAUAG
Molecule: messenger RNA, 486 nt
Organism: Lathyrus sativus (Indian pea)
Lineage: Eukaryota; Viridiplantae; Streptophyta; Magnoliopsida; Fabales; Fabaceae
Source: the annotation of a GenBank genome assembly